CGGUCGCGCCGCCGCUCCCCCGCCCGCCUCCCAGGGCCGCCCGCGCCGGGGUUCGCGUCUCCGUGGAGACCAGUCAAGCGGUGGGCCGCGAUGGAGCCGGACAGAGCCCAGCUGCCGAGCCGCGGAGAGGCCGCCGCCGCCCCGACCAGCGCGGAGGAGCCCCGCGGAAGCCUGGCGGAGACGGUCCCGUGUCCUGCGGAGAGGCCGCCGGACCCCGAGGCAGAGCUGCAGGCCGCAGACACGCACCCGGUGGAGCUGCCGCCCUGUCACGGCGUGGCCGGGCCGUACCUGGGGGAGCUGCCGGCCGCCGAUCUGCAACCGCUCCCGCCCUGCGUCCCGGAGGCGCCGAGGGAGCCGCCUGCUCGCGGCCAGUGCUUGAUGCACAACUGGCAGGAAGAGAGAGCCACCAACGAUCUGGACCACGUGCCGAGACCCGAGUAUGGCACUGAGGGGUUUUUCCACCGGCACGGGCAUCCUGGCCUCCUGACCCUUGACUUCCUGGCCGGCAUGCCCACAACCACCACGAUGAAGGACUCCUAUCCUCUUCCCGUGAAGACGGGGCUCCCUGUGCGAGGGAAACGAGAGGCCAUGAUGGAGCAUCUUCUGUACCAGAAACACAGCAGGAACCUCCUGGCGGGCGAGGCCUACCCUCCGUCUGAGCCCAUGGAGUCCCUCUCCAUCACCCACCGGGACUACAAGCAGGAAUUCUUCCAUUCUGUGCCCCCGCCCCCCAUCCAGCCCCACGACUACCGGCUGGAACAACCGCAGACAUUCUGGCUCGAACAUGCCCAGCAGGUGCCGGGCACCUCCAGCAUCCGGACUGGCGACACCCCCUUCAGGAAGUGCGCAACUUUCACAACCCCCGUCUCAGAAUGCCUCGACCAGCCAUUGCUGUAUGGUCCAGAAAACUGCCCCAAGCUUUGAACGCUUCCUUGCCACCAUCUGGGCCAGUGGGAAAGCCCCAAGCUUAUGCAGGCGGAGGGGGAUGGAGAGGCGCUUCCUCAAAGUGUUGAUUUCCCUGUUAAAUUCCUGUAAGAACUGAAGG
Molecule: messenger RNA, 1045 nt
Organism: Pantherophis guttatus
Lineage: Eukaryota; Metazoa; Chordata; Lepidosauria; Squamata; Colubridae
Gene: SPAG8
Product: sperm associated antigen 8
Biological process (GO): positive regulation of transcription by RNA polymerase II
Cellular component (GO): nucleus; cytoplasm
Molecular function (GO): microtubule binding
Source: RefSeq, a predicted model, not a curated record